This is a messenger RNA of Schistosoma intercalatum, 1130 nucleotides long. The record is from the annotation of a GenBank genome assembly. NCBI's taxonomy places the organism in Eukaryota, Metazoa, Platyhelminthes, Trematoda, Strigeidida, Schistosomatidae.
UUGGAUCAACUGAGAGACCACCAUUGCCAGGACUAACAUAGGCCAUCGAGCCUCCUGUCCUUCCCAAACUGAAACUGAAACUGAAACUGAAACAUAAGGUGCUGAACACGAAGUGUGACUCCGACGUUAGCUGGUUCGUCACACCAUUCCCGUCAAACUCAAACUGGUGGUUUACAAGGUCAUUUGACUUGAGGGAUUUCCUCAAAAUUGACCCAAACUGUGGUGAAGGUCAUUUGACUUUGUGGGUUUCCCCAAAAUACCACAAACUUCGGAGAUCAGAGUAGUUAUGUUAAGAUUGUUAGACAGUUACUGCGUCAAAACAUUGCCACCAAAUAUUCUUUAUAUACCAGAUUUUAUAAAUGAAGAACAAGAACAAGAACUACUAAAACAUAUUUAUUCUGCCCCAUUACCGAAGUGGGUUUCUCUACGUGGUAGACGCUUACAAAAUUGGGGUGGUAUUCCUCAUGUUAAAGGAAUGUUAGUUGAGAACGUUCCACAGGUUUUUUAAUUCAUAUGAAUGAGUUAACAAUUUAGUCUAUUUAGUGGCUACAAAAGUACAUGGAUCGUGUUUCUGAAUUGUGUUUAUUUGAUAAUAACAAUAAUAAGGCGAAUCAUGUUUUGGUGAAUGAAUAUGAACCAGGACAAGGUAUAUUUCCUCAUCAUGAUGGACCACUUUACUAUCCUGUUGUUGCUACAAUCAAUCUGAAUUCUUAUGGAAUUCUGGACUUUUAUGAGCCGUUGGAUACUUCUGCAGACCCACAAACAAAAUCAACGUUAUUUAAUGAUCGUUAUAUUGGCUCAGUUUAUUUGAAACCUCGUAGCUUAAAUAUUGUUACUGAAAAAAUGUAUACACAUUAUAUGCAUGGGAUUACUGAACGUACAACUGACUUAUUAAUAAAUUAUGAAGACUGUUUGAAACGUCCUGAGGAAUCGGUUGAAAACGCUGCUGUUAUUCAUAAUUGGACUGCUAGCGAUUUGGGAAGUAUUCACUCACAGUUAUGUCAUCGUGGUAAACGUGUUUCAGUAACUAUACGCUAUGUGCCCAAUGUGAGUAAGAUCAACUGGAAUAAUUUAUUAUGCAGAAGUUAAACUGUUUCCACUUUAUUUACUAAUACAACUGUUGUUAAUUA